This is a messenger RNA of Malania oleifera, 2178 nucleotides long. RefSeq lists its product as uncharacterized. Gene Ontology annotation, molecular function: protein binding. The record is from RefSeq and is a predicted model, not a curated record. The coding region runs from base 295 to 1896 and encodes 533 amino acids. The transcript has 2 exons. Lineage: Eukaryota; Viridiplantae; Streptophyta; Magnoliopsida; Santalales; Ximeniaceae.
ACAAGAUGACUUAAGAGUGACAAAUCCUUUCAACCUCAUUUAUAUUUCGUACGCAGACCAUUGCCCUAAUGCAGUCACUGGGCUUUCUCACUUGGCCACUUCCGUUACAAGUCUCAAGUCUGAAGGGGGAUUAAGCCAUUAAGGGACAGAUGAAACAUCUCAAUCCACAAUUCAAGUAUUUGAGGAGCUGGAAGAACCUUCUCCUCUCCCUCGAUCUCUUCCCUACACAUACACACCCUCUCCACUCUAGUGGAUUGGGGUUUCCUUCCCAUCCCAGAGAGAGAGAGAGAGAGAAUGGGCUACCCAUCUCUCCCAUCAACCACUGUUCUACUGCUCAUCAUCAGCUUCUUCAUCUUCUACCUGUCUUUCUUCCACGUUGCCAGAAAUCCUUCACUCACCAUGAUCGCCAGAGAAACACUGGAAAUCAAAAAAGCAAGCACCACCAAUCAUCCUUCCCGUCUCCUCCUUCCAGAGCUUGAAGGCUCUCCUCUCCCAAAUCCCACCCCCCGCCCAGCACUACCGCCACCCGGCCCAUCGCUGCCACCUGCACCGCAGCUGCCACCAUUUCCUUCACCAUACAUGCCUUCAGCAUCACCAUCCCCAAUGGCACCAUCUUCAGGACCAACAGUAGGCCCAUCGCUGCCACCUGCACCGCAGCUGCCACCAUCUCCUUCACCAUCCAUGCCUUCGCCUGCGCCAUCGCCAUCGCCAUCCCCAAUGGUACCAUGUCCAGAACCAACAAUGCCACCUGCCCCUGCAUCAACACUAGCACCUUCACACAGUGAUGCCCAAAAAAAAGAGCUCAAGAAGGCUUACAAAGCAGUCCAAAAAUUCAAGACAACUAUAAACUAUGACCCUCUAGGCAUCACGAAAAAUUGGACAGGCAAAGAUGUCUGCAGUUACCGAGGCUUCCACUGCGACUCCGCCCCCGUGAUCAACCGGCAAGUUGUCUCCGGUGUCCGCUUCAACGGCUUCAACUUCAAUGGAAACCUCACCGUCGGUAGCUUGAUCGAUGAACUUAAGUACCUCGUCUUCUUCCAUGCAAACUCCAAUAACAUCACCAGUGCUGUUUCUUCCUCAAUUUCCAAACUCCAAUAUUUUUACGAGCUCGACUUGAGCAACAACAACCUCACCGGGAAGUUUCCAGCCAAUGUUCUCCACGCUACCAAGCUAACUUUCUUGGAUCUGCGUUUCAAUUCGCUUAUAGGACGACUACCCCACCAAGUAUUCAAUCUAGACCUCGAUGUCCUCUUCCUCAACAACAACGAGUUCAUUGAAAAUCUCCCAAAAAACCUUGGCAGCACUCCAGCACUGUAUCUCACCUUAGCCAACAAUUACUUCACCGGUCCAAUCCCGCCGAGCAUUAGCAACGCUUCCAACACACUUAUUGAGGUGCUCUUCUUAAAUAACAGACUAUCCGGGUGUCUUCCAUAUCAGAUAGGGCACUUGAAGAAGACAACAGUCUUCGACGCCAGCAUCAACCAAUUGAAGGGACCGUUGCCUCUUUCUUUUGCAUGCCUGAGGAAGAUGGAACAGCUGAACUUGUCGCAUAACUGCCUUUCUGGGACGGUGCCAGAGAUGGUGUGCAAGCUUCCGCACCUGUAUAAGUUGUCCUUGGAGUACAACUACUUCACGCAUGUGGGCUCAGAAUGCAUCAAGCUGGUAGAGACGAAGGUUCUUAAUGUAAGCAUGAACUGCAUUUUGGGGCUGCCGUCACAGAGAUCCGCACAGGAAUGUGCUGCCUUCUUUGCCACACACAAAGCAUGCCCAGAUGAAAGAUCCUAUGAUCACAUACAAUGCCGAACUGAUCAUUUGGUUUCACCAGAAAAAAGAAGUCAGAUAUUGGCGCCAGCUCCUUCAACUUCUUAUGCUGCUCUGGAGAGGCCUGGCUCUUGACGUGCCAACCGUGAUAGAUCGACUACAUGAUCUUCAGGCAAUAAGUUGCCCCCAGACCAUUAAUGUAAGUCAUUGUUCCAUGCACUCUCUCUCUCUCUCUCUCUCUCUCUCUCUCUCUCCUUCUCCUGGCAGCUUUUUAGUAUUGUUAUUUGGAGUUUCAGUGGAUCUAGCAAGAAACAUGUAUAAUUAAAGUAGAGGUUUCAAGCAAGCAGUUUGUUUAUUUAUAAUGAAUAAGAACGACGCUCUACAUAUUCUAGGGGUUCAGCGUCGAAAUCCCCUGAA